UAUAAGGAAGUGAAACUCACACAGUCACUGACACUGAGAGGAGAAAUGGCGCAGAAAGGAGUUCAGCUGGAGAGUGAAACAAUUUCUUGUUCCAUCUGCUUGGAUUUCCUGAAAGAUCCGGUGACUACAGCCUGUGGACACAGCUACUGCAGGAACUGUAUUAAAAGUUUCUGGGAUGAAGAGGACAGGAAGGGAAUCCACAGCUGCCCUCAGUGCAGGAAGACUUUCACACCGAGGCCUGUCCUGGAGAAAAACAUCAUGUUAGCAGCUUUAGUGGAGCAGCUGAAGAAGACUGGACUCCAAGCUGCUCCAGCUGAUCACUGCUAUGCUGGACCUGAAGAUGUGGCCUGUGAUGUCUGCACUGGGAGGAAGCUGAAAGCCAUCAAGUCCUGUGUGGUGUGUCUGAUCUCCUACUGUGAGAAACACAUUCAGCUUCAUCUGGAGUCUCCUGCCUUUGAAAAACACAAGCUGGUGGCCCCCUCCAAGAAGCUCCAGGAGAACAUCUGCUCUCGUCAUGAUGAGGUGAUGAAGAUUUUCUGUCGUACUGAUCAGCAGAGUAUCUGUUAUCUCUGCUUGAUGGAUGAACAUAAAGGCCAUGAAACAGUCCCAGCUGCAGCAGAAAGGACUGAGAAGCAGAAGGAGCUCGAGGUGAGACGACUAAACAUCCAGCAGAGGAUCCAGGAGCGAGAGAAAGAUGUGAAGCUGCUUCAACAGGAGGUGGAGGCCAUCAAUGGCUCUGCUGAUAAAGCAGUGGAGGACAGUGAGAAGAUGUUCACUGAGCUGAUCCGUCUCCUCCAGAAAAGAAGCUCUGAUGUGAAGCAGCAGGUCAGAUCCCAGCAGGAAACUGAAGUGAGUCGAGUCAAAGAGCUUCAGGAGAAGCUGGAGCAGGAGAUCGCUGAGCUGAAGAGGAAAGACGGCGAGCUGGAGCAGCUCUCACACACAGAGGAUCACAACCAGUUUCUACACAACUACCCCUCACUGUCAGCACUCAGUGAGUCUACACACUCAUCCAGCAUCAAUAUUCGUCCUCUGAGCUACUUUGAGGACGUGACAGCAGCUGUGUCAGUGACCAGAGAUAAACUACAGGACAUUCUGAGAGACAAAUGGACAAACAUCUCACUGACAGUCACUGAAGUGGAUGUUUUACUGUCACCACCACAACCAGAGCCAAAGACCAGAGCUGGAUUCUUAAAAUAUUCACGGGAACUCACACUGGAUCCAAACACAGCACAUUUAAAUGUGGUAUUAUUUGAAGGGAAUAGAAAAGCAAAAGCAAUCAAAAAACAACAGUCUUAUUCUGAUCAUCCAGACAGAUUCACUAAAUGGUAUCAAGUCCUGAGUAGAGAGAGUCUGACUGGACGUUGUUACUGGGAGGUGGAGUGGAGAGGGCGUGAAACUGAUAUAGCAGUCUCAUACAAGGAUAUUAACAGAUUAAGGACAACAUUUGGAUAUAAUGAUAUAUCUUGGGCAGUGCGCUGUGACAGAAACGGUUAUGAAUUCUGGCACAACAAAGUCCAAACUGUCCUCUCAGGUCCUCGGUCCUCCAGAGUAGGAGUGUACCUGGAUCACAGAGCAGGUAUUCUGUCUUUCUACAGCGUCUCUAAAAACAUGACUCUCCUCCACAGAAUCCAGACCACAUUCACUCAGCCGCUCUAUGCUGGAUUUUUAUUUUCUGAAGGAGACACUGCAGAAUUCAUUAAACUGUAAAAGAUAGAAGAUGCAGUUAGUUUAAAUGUGUCUUUCAGUUUCCAGUUUCAUUGUUAUGGUGUUUAAUCUUCACAUAGAUCACCUGUCAGUCACUCUUUAUAAGUUCUACUUUCAGAUCUUAUUAAUUGUCUUCUAGUUAAUUGUUGUUUUUGUUUGAUUUGGCGCUACUUACUGUGUUUGUUUUGCCAAAGAGGCUCUCACUGCUCAUGAUUUUUAUUCAGCAAAGGUAACAUUGUAUAGUUUGUUUUGGAAAUAUUUUCCGGAUUUUACUGAUUUCGCGUUUGAACAAAAUGAAGUUUUAAAUCAGGGCUGAAGCAGUUUUUUUUGUCAUAUAUGCUUAAGUGUGUCAUUAUCAUUCUUGUUUCCAAUAUUGUCAGGGAGUAUUCUAGUAAUAUUUUGUAUUAUGGUUUAUAUUCAGGUUCAUUUAUAGUCUUAGUUAUUCUAUUGUGAGUUUCUCUUAUUCCCUGUUUAGCUUUUGAUUAUUAGACUCCCGCUUGUGUCUUUGCCCUCUGUGUCUCUCUAUUUGUGCUGUAUUUAUAUAUAUGGAGUUCUUGUGUCUUGUUUCCCUCCUCGUGUUUCAUUCUUUGUUCUCCAAUGCUUGCCAUGUGUAUCCAUGUUUCCCCAGUCUGUCAUGUCUCUCUUGUCUCCUCUUUCACUCCCUCGUACUCUCUCGUCUGCCUUUCCUCUACUCCUGUGUUAUGUCCCUCUGUUUCCUGUUUGUCGUGUUUCCAUGUUUGGUGUGUCUGGUUUUGCUUCCCGUGUGGCGUAGUAUAUUUUGCAUUCUCAGUUUUGUUAAUGUUGGUUUUCCUUGUGUUCAGCAAUAAAGCUCUUUUUGAGUUACUUUUUGCCUACCUGGGUCUGCAGUUGGGUCCAAUCCUGCCUGCUCAAGUUCAUGACACUAAACUCAAAAUUGGUCCCUAAAGCAAUUUUUCCACCUACUGAUCUGCUGACUGAUCUUUUAUAAAUGUGCUCUGCUGUAUAAAAAGGGUUAAACUCAGUGUCUACUUCAAAAUACCUGUUAAGUCCUCUCUAAUCUACCAGAAAUACAGGAGCUCCAGUCUGUCCACAUAUUUUCUAAAAAUAGUUUCAUUCAUAUAUAAGAAAAACUCCGUCAUUGCUCCUGGGAGACUUUGGGACACUUUGCUCCAUGUGAACAACUACAGUAGUCCAUAGCAGAUGUAAACCUUGUUUACAUCUGCUAUGAACCUUUGAACUUUAGAUUAUUGUUAUAACAGCCUGAUCUGAAAAAUUAAAAUUUAGAGUCUUCGCAAAUUAUAAACAUUAAAAUCUCAACCCUGAGAUGUUAAUGUUCCCCGAGAUGAAAUGUAGAAAAAACUCAUGUGUAUCAACAAUGGACACGUGUGGAACACAGUUUGUAAAAGUUUGUGUCUGAAGACCUUUGCAUUUGUUUUCAUAGUUUUUAACAAUAUUUUUGUUAAAACGUUUAAAUCAACCAUUAAUAGGGACUUAAAAAAAGCAUAUACCACUUCCCUGUUUGCAAUAUUCAAGACGAUUUAAGAAAUGUAGUAAAUGUAAAUGCAA
Maylandia zebra (zebra mbuna) is the source of this 3249-nucleotide messenger RNA. Its product is annotated as tripartite motif-containing protein 16-like. Gene Ontology annotation, molecular function: protein binding; zinc ion binding. NCBI's taxonomy places the organism in Eukaryota, Metazoa, Chordata, Actinopteri, Cichliformes, Cichlidae. The record is from RefSeq and is a predicted model, not a curated record.